UUUAAUUUUAAUAACCAAUAAACAGUAGUUACACUACUAGUACUUAUGUAGUUAUUAUAGUGUCAAAAUUUUGUGAUAAAUAUUUUUUCAACAAGCAAAUUAUAAACCCAGCAAAUAAAUAAAGGAAACUUAUUCCUUCGAAGAUUCGAAAUUCGGAACUUCUUCGACAUCAACAAAAGUUGGCCCAACUGACGUGGCGUCUGCCAUAUGGCGAGCUUUGCAAGUUGGCAGCUUGCGGUUUGAUGUUACGGUGGCUGUUGACGGGUUUGGGACUAUUCUGUUGGCGUGCCAACAAAAUUUGUUAUGAUUUUUAGUUUUUGGCCAGUUUUGCUUUAUCUGCUUUUGAGGACUUAUGUAGAAGUGUCGAAGACUCGACGUGAUAACUUUUGAUCAACUGUGCCCCUUUCAGUGUUUAGUUUGUCUCUGAUUGCGCUUUGGUUUAUCUUGCGCCCCCGAAAAACGAUUUGAUUUAGCUUGCGCUUCGUAAUAAACCAUAUGAUGAAUCGAUGAUCCCUACUGGUACUCCAUAACAAGUUUGAACUUGGCCUUCCAGGACGGAUAAGAAACUGAUGUUAUGGAACGGAAGUCGAAAAGAAAUCUUAGAUUAUUAUCGCUUUCUCGGGAUUGUUUUUGUUCGCGUCGAAGUUCCCUGGAACUUUAUUUGUUUUGAGUCUGCGAGCGUGCAAUGCCCAAAAACUGACCGACCCAUAUCUAGGAGAAAUCUGUCAUUGAAUUUGAUUUAAGCAACCUGCAACCAGGAUGAUCGCAGCGUGGACCAGAAAUCAUUCGUAUUUGCUCAUUUUUCUGGCUAGCGUGGCCGCAACAUCAGGUGUUAUCGCAAAUGCCUUUAUGCAGAGGAAACAGUUCUACCCCGCAGUUGUGUACAUUAGCAAGUCAAAUGCAUCAAUGGCGGCCGUGUAUUUUCAAGGCCUCACGAUGAUGUUUCUGGCUUGGAAAAUAACUCGCUGGAUAUUUUUUGGUCAGCUGCGACCUGCAGAAGUCGAGCAUCUCGUUGAAAAAAGCUGGUUUGCGCUGACGGAAACUUGUUUAGCUUUCACUGUAUUCCGGGAUGAUUUCAGCUCGCAUUUUGUGGCUUUAUUUACGUUGUUGUUAUUCCUUAAAUGCCUGCACUGGUUGGCGGAAGACCGUGUGGAUUUCAUGGAGCGGACACCAGUCAUCUCACGCGUCUUCCAUUUGCGCGUUAUAGGGUUGAUUUUCACAUUGGGAUUAUCGGAUAUGUUCUUCACGGCUUAUGCCUACCACAGUCUGGUAACAAAAGGGGUUUCGGUACAACUAGUGUUUGGUUUUGAGUACGCCGUUUUGUGCACUUCGGUUGUCUUCAUUACCAUCAAGUACGCUUUACAUUGCAUUGAUUUGGCAAACGAUCAGACACCGUGGGACAGGAAAUCAGCUGUGCUGCUGUAUUCGGAGUUGUCGAUUAAUUUUUUCAAAGUGGUACUGUAUGCGACAUUCCUUGUUCUGAUGAUGCGCGUGAAUAACUUCCCGUUGUUCGCUAUACGUCCUAUGUACAUGGCUGUAAAGUCAUUUAAAAAAGCUUUGUACGAUGUGAUAAUGUCCCGUAAGGCGAUCCAUAUGAUGAAUACUCUUUAUCCCGAUGCUACUUUGGAGGAGAUUCGUGCUGGUGAUACCACUUGCAUCAUUUGCCGAGAAGAGAUGAUUUCUGGCUGCAAAAGGCUGCCAUGCAAUCAUAUUUUCCACACGCAUUGCCUGCGAUCGUGGUUCCAGCGUCAGCAAACUUGCCCUACGUGUCGCUUAGACAUCCUGCGACCGGUGCGCGUAACCGCCUUUCAGCCGGCUGCAGCCGGAGCGCAGCCACCACCAGCUCCACCUGCAAAUGGUCAAAACAAUGCUCCUCUUGUACCGCCUCCUGGUGGUGUACCUCCGGUCAUGUUUCCCCCUGGAGGUUUACCUUUCAAUUUUCAAUUGCCCCCACCACCUGCGCCCGGUGCAGUGCCUAUGUUCCAGGUACCGCUCGGACCAGCACCACCAGGGGCACCCCGCCCGGCAGCGCCGUUUCCUCCACAGUUCCCAGGAGUCCCAUUUCCGCACUUUCCAGGAGCUCCGGUGCCGCCACAGUUUCCAGGAGGUCCAUUUCCGUCAAUGUUUCCUCCUAUGUGGCCUAACAUGCCUUUGCCUGUUCCUCCCAUGCCAGUCCCAAAUUUUGCAGCGUUAUCUGACCAAGACUUGACGCGUCUGGAAGGGGAUCAGCGUCGCGCUUUGGAAUUGCGCGUGACCCACUUGCGCAACAUUCAAGCACUUCUGGAUGCUGCCGUGAUUCAGUUUACACAGUAUAUAUCGCUGAUACCGCCGAGUGUGGGUCUGUCGCCACAGCCAUCCGGCGCAAAUGCAAGCCAGCUGGAUGCUCAACAAAAUUCGGAUGCAGCGCCGUACGUCCCGUUGGAGAGUGCACCCCCAACUUCCGGUAAUUCUGCCCCGCAGAAUAUAUCUGCAAGCCGGAACGUUCGGACAGAUGCGUCCAGUCAGAAUGAGUCCGAUGAAGUUCGAAGACGUCGAUUGAAUCGUUUUGCAUAAAGUGUGAUAAUCUGAUUCCUUAUUCGCACCAGACUGACUUUUGUUUUUAUUAUAUUUAUUUUUCAACUUUAUUUUAUAACCCAUUUUCUUUUGGCCGCAGUUUCAUAAAUAGACACGAAAGAAAGAGUAAAAUUAAUUGUGUAUAGAACUGUAGUGUUGCUCCCUACUGCUGUAAGCUUACCGGUUAGGUGCUUACUUAAGCAGAGCGCAAUUCUGCAGUACUUACUGAACUAUAAAUUUGUACUACCCCAUAAACUGAUCACUUAA
This is a messenger RNA of Paramacrobiotus metropolitanus, 2820 nucleotides long. RefSeq names its product E3 ubiquitin-protein ligase synoviolin-like. The record is from RefSeq and is a predicted model, not a curated record. Gene Ontology annotation, cellular component: cytoplasm. The transcript is spliced from 9 exons. NCBI's taxonomy places the organism in Eukaryota, Metazoa, Tardigrada, Eutardigrada, Parachela, Macrobiotidae. The coding region runs from base 760 to 2553 and encodes 597 amino acids.